This is a messenger RNA of Cantharellus anzutake, 1054 nucleotides long. RefSeq lists its product as uncharacterized. The record is from RefSeq and is a predicted model, not a curated record. NCBI's taxonomy places the organism in Eukaryota, Fungi, Basidiomycota, Agaricomycetes, Cantharellales, Hydnaceae. The coding region runs from base 232 to 711 and encodes 159 amino acids. The transcript has 5 exons.
CCGAGAGAAAUUGUUAUCCGAUGCGAAACGACCCGAGAAGUAAUGUUGUCACACGGUGAUCCGGGUGCAAUCAGUGAGCUUUUAAAGCCCAUCCUCCAGAAAUUAAAGCAAGGGUCCCUCUUGGUUAACGACCAUGUCACCAUGAGAGCUACAUAUCGGCAACACAUACUAAGUAUCACAAAGAUUACAAGAGGAAGAAACGACUAGGAAGACGCCACAGUUACAAUAUGGAUGGGCGAUUCAUUUGUUGCACCGACGGAAUGCAUGGACUUUCGCUUGGUGGUUCCUCCUUGUGGGGAGGUGCGAACCUAUCGCGCCAAAGGGGUUUGGGCUCCGGUCGCGAACGGCCGGAAAGUACGCAUCACCCUGACCGAUGCAACCCAAUUUAACUCACAGAGAGGUGAUGAGUCCAUGUUCUAUAUUCGACCACAUGAGGGGUUUGGAUUGGAGGUAACGGCAGCGGUGGUGGUGGAAUGGGAAAGGGUUGUAGCAGCGCAGGCCUCGUCCAUGGUGCAGCAGGGCCUGGCUGGACCCAGGAAAUUGGUGUGCUUGCGUGCAUUCCAUGCUGCCCAUGGACGUGCAGUGGCACUGUUACCGCUCCGGGGAGGGGCUUGGGAAUCGGAGGGUCUGGUCGGAGGGGGACAGCAAACGUUGUGGAGGGGCCAGCAUGGCAUCCUACCACUGGCCGGUGGCCCUCGAUGGCAGCCUUGACCGCCUCCCUCGAGUGAAGGCCCAUAGGGUGUUCACUGCGGGUGACCGUGAGUGUUGGCCCUUUCACCCGCUUCGAGCGUCCUUGCACUCUUGCCUAGAUCCAUCAAUUUGAUAGCCGUUCAGCUUUCCCGCAUCGAAUCGAAGCGUCACUCACUCUAGCGGCAACGUUGAAAUCCCACAAAAGAGGGAAGGGCCCGUGUUCUUCUACAAGCUGCUCUAAGAACUCGGGAUUCUGUUUCAUACAUUGAUUUAUCAGUUGCUUUUGCUUGUUCAGCUCCUUUCGUGAUAGUUCUUCGACUGGAAUCCAUUUGAGCUUGUGCAUUGUGAAAGGACGGGUGGAACG